Molecule: messenger RNA, 1220 nt
Organism: Melitaea cinxia (Glanville fritillary)
Lineage: Eukaryota; Metazoa; Arthropoda; Insecta; Lepidoptera; Nymphalidae
Product: myb/SANT-like DNA-binding domain-containing protein 4
Exons: 4
Coding region: 271-1206 (311 amino acids)
Cellular component (GO): nucleus
Source: RefSeq, a predicted model, not a curated record
UAAAAUGUAUGAAGCAUUAAACUUAUCCGCCCGUUAGUUAGCGUUGUAUAUGCCAGAUAACAAUUGUAGAUAAGAUAGCGUAUUAGCUAUUAGAUAAGUAUCGAAAAGUUUAUCAGAAACCGGUUCAAAUGAUCUGUUAACUAAAAAAUAUAAUUGAACUUUAAUUUUGUUAUGUUGUUAUAUAGUUGUUUUUGAUAAUCGUUAUCGUGCUGUGAUAUUCCCGUUAUAUUAAGUUGUUCAAGUUGUCAUUAAUAGUGGUGUAUUUGUGUUAUGUUAUUUAAAAUGGACAGCUUUGAAACAAAAACACAAAAGCGUGAAAGAAAUGCAAAUUUCUCGCAAGAAGAAACGGACCUUCUUAUUUCGCUUGUUGAAGCAAGAAAACUAAUUAUAGAAAAUAAAACAAGUAACGCUAUCACUUGGCAAAAUAAAGAAAGAGCCUGGAAAGAAAUUGAGAAAAAAUUCAAUAAUUCAUCUCAAAAAGUGUUUCGUGAUCACAAACACCUUAAACAAAAGUACGAAGCUAUCAAAAGAGACGCCAGAAGAAAAAGUGCAGCAGUUAACGAUUCCUCUGCACUCACACCUGUAGAGCAGAAAGUUAAAGAAAUGAUGCUUCUCCAAGUCAAAGAAAAUGGAAGUUGUUUUGAUUCAGAUUCUGUUAGGUCAAAUUCUCCGUCUUCUGAUAUCAUACAACCUGCUAUGGCCUUCGAGCAAAUUUUAAAAGAAGAUUGUAGUUCUAAUAUUGACAAUACUGAGCAAUGUGAACCUACUAGAAAAGUAUUUAUAGUAUCACCACAAGAGGAACAAAUAAAAUAUGGAAUUAAAGACAAAAGGCCAAACGAUAAACUAACUGAAGAAAAAAUUGAAAUUGCCAAAAUUCAAAAAAAAAUAUUAACAGAAGAAUUAGAACAAAAAAUUAUUCAAAGGAAAAUUUUAGAAGAGGAGAUGGAACACAAGGAUAGUAUAUAUAAAAUAGAAAAAGAAAUUAAAUUAAGAGAAAAAAGUCCAUUUGAUAAACUAACUGAGGAAAAAAUUGAAAUUGCAAAUCUCCAAAAAAAAAUAUUAGCAGAGGAAUUAGAACAAAAAUUAAUUCAACGAAAACUUUUAGAAAAAGAAUUAGAGCACAAGGAUUACAUGCAUAAACAAGAAAAAGAUCAUUUUUUACUUAAAAUGAAGUUAUUAAAAAAAGAAUUGGGCGAAAAUGUUUAAUUUUUUGCCUACCU